This is a messenger RNA of Caenorhabditis bovis, 405 nucleotides long. The record is from the annotation of a GenBank genome assembly. Lineage: Eukaryota; Metazoa; Nematoda; Chromadorea; Rhabditida; Rhabditidae.
AUGAUGAAUCAGUGCGCAGUGUUUGUUUGCGUCAUCGCUGCCAUUACGGCAGUCUACGGUCAAAUGAGCAAAGAUGAGCCGAUGAAACGCAACGACUACUCGAGAGAUAUCAUGUCUUUCGGAAAACGAUCGGCUUCGGAGAACACGUACGAACGCAACAUCAUGUCGUUCGGAAAACGACAACCCAACUACAAUCGUGACAUUAUGUCAUUUGGCAAGCGAGCAAGCAACGGAUUCGAAAGGGACAUCAUGAGCUUCGGCAAACGGAUCCCAUCGUACGAUCGUGAGAUUAUGUCAUUUGGAAAACGAUCUCUAUCGAAUUUCGAGCGUCCAAUCAUGGCGUUCGGCAAGCGCAGUGCUGAUGACUACGAGAGAAACAUCAUGUCGUUCGGCCGACGAAAAUAA